AUGAGACUUCAGAAACUUUCAGUUUCAGCAGAAUUAGCUACAACAAAUAACAGCUCAGAUGAACAAAUGCAAGUGACAAUUCAAAAAGAUCUCUUAUCAGAUACAGAAAUGCUACUAAGAGAUGAACUUGCCAUUUAUGGCUAUGGAAUACCACAUCCAUCAGCAAGUCAUAUCCCUAAAGCAGCUUCUUCUUCUGACAAAAAUAAAAAAACAGAUGGCUUUAUCACAGUCAUUAACAGAAAAACCAAGAAAGGAAACAGAACAUCUAAGAAAGACGAAACAAGAUCAUCUCUAUACAAAAAAACUCAUAGAGAAGCAAGCCACUCCUAA
Molecule: messenger RNA, 330 nt
Organism: Cetraspora pellucida
Lineage: Eukaryota; Fungi; Glomeromycota; Glomeromycetes; Diversisporales; Gigasporaceae
Source: the annotation of a GenBank genome assembly